Messenger RNA from Entrophospora sp. SA101, 1545 nucleotides. The record is from the annotation of a GenBank genome assembly. Lineage: Eukaryota; Fungi; Glomeromycota; Glomeromycetes; Entrophosporales; Entrophosporaceae.
AUGAAACCACUGAAUUUAUUUAAUUCUAAUUCUUUCCCUUCUUUUGAAUCGGUCAACAAUAACCACCAUUGGGAUCUUUUGGCAUCAUCUUUCUAUCAUACUCUAUACAACUCACUUCCUUUUCGACUUUUGGUGUUAGGCAAUCAAAAUUUGUCUACCAAUUAUUACGUUUAUUAUUUUUCUCCCAUUUACACAAAUCUUAAACAAUACUCUAUAACUAAUUUGUUGCUCGCUUAUACUUUACCUUUUCUUUACAUCUUUUCUCCAACUUUGAUCGUGCCAGCAAUAUUCGUCAGGUCAUUGCAGUUUUUUGCUUCUAAGACAAUAGCAAUUGGCUCAUCCUCUUCUUCUUCACAAAGAAGUGACGGAGGGGAGGGUGGCAGUGAUAAUUUAACUUCGGUACAAGACAUUGAGUAUUGGUUGCAAAGAUGUUCAAUAUGUUUUGAUGCUCAACUUGAUUUCUGUUUGGAUCUUUGUAGAGAUCAAUUUUGUAAAGAUUGUUUCCAAAGAUAUGUUAAGGAAGUAGUUCAAAAUUCUUGGGGACUUAAUAUCACUAAAAUUAAAUGUCCUGUUUGUCAAGAUGUAAUAUCUCAAUCAGAGUGGAGCAAGUAUGUUGAUCAAAACACAAUUGAUUUGUAUAAUACGUACAAUAGACCAUACAGAUCGUAUUCACGUUGUUGUAAUGAAUGUGGUGAAGAAAUUUUUGCUGCAAAAGUUUUCCAAGUUUGUGCUGAAGAAAAAGAAAAAUACUUUAAAGAAAUUUCUGUUCUACUUCGUAAAUUUUUGGAGACUUAUGGUGUAAAUAAUAAUAAACCUCUUAAAGGGAAAAGCAUUGCUAAUUCUCAAUUUGCAACAAUAAAUAAUAUCAGUGAUGUUGACAUGUUUAUCGCAAGAUUUGAGAAAGAUUACUUGACUUUUAUUUCAAAUGAUAAUCCUGGUGUGGGAGUUUUUGAAAUGUAUCAAUAUGUUGCAAAAAAAAUUGGCGAUUGUCUUGGUUUAAGUUUCGGAAUGAAUAAUCGAAGAUCAACAACAAAAUUUACCCGUAAUAAAUUAAAGAUCCAUUCUGAUAUGGUAAAAUCAGCGGCUGAAAUCUCUUCAAAAAUCGUAGCUUUGGAAAUUAGACCUGAAUCUUGGAAAGAAUUACAAUUUAUGCAUGUUGCCAAUUUUCCUCAGUCGCGUUGCACCAAGUGUUACAAUGAUAUUUGUCUUCAAUGUGGUGAAUCUACUCAUCAUCCAGGAAUGACAUGUAUUCAAUUUAUGCGUUACAAAGUAGCGAACCCUCAUCUAUUUAUUAUGAAUAAUUCAAAAACUCAAGCUACGUAUCAUAAUAAUAUAAACAACAACACUGUAGAUGCUUUGGAAAUUAUUAAAUGGAAACUUGAAAAUUCUAAAUCUUGUCCAAACUGUUCAAUAUUAAUUAAUCGUGAUGAUGGCUGCAAUAAAGUUGAUUGUUUACAUUGUGGAUAUAGAUUUUGUUGGCCUGAAAUUGGAGUUCCAAACGUGAUUGCUAUUCAAUCGAAACUCAUAGCAAAUCCUUCAAUUUGA